AUGAUCUUCAACAAAUCAUUGUCGAGUUGUGAAGAAGAACAAGAAAGAAGAUUGAGAGAAUUGGCGACAAUGUACAGAGGACACUUCGAGGAAAUCACUGAAAUGACGACGAGGCUGAGGAAUGAGAAUGGAGAGCUGAAGAAACGAUUGACCGAACAUCAGGCAAAGACAACGGCACAGAGCACAUCCACUCAAUUGAACUCAAUCAAGAUGCAGUUUGAGGACAGAGAAAAAGAGUAUGGACUGACGCUGACAAAGAUUCGGAAUGAGAUGGAGUUUCUACAGAAAGAGCUCGAAAGACGAGAGAAUCAAGUGAAUCGUCUCACUCAUCGACUCGACGAAUUAACCAUUGAUAACAAAAAGAUGAACUUCGACACGAUAUCCGAUGAUGAGUUGGCUAAGUUGAAAUCAGAGAUCUCGAGAUAUCGCAAUGAACUCGACGAGUUGAGAGAUCAAAAUGAGAAUCUAAAGUUUUCUUUUAAAGAGAACACACAACGAGAAAUUCGGGAAAAACAUCGACAAGUGGAAAAAGAUUGCGAUGAAGAAAGGCAACAAAGGAUGGAUUUGACGGAGAUUUUGCUGGAAAUGAGCAAAGAUCUACAAGAGAUUAUACAAUGGAGUAAGAUUUUGGAGGCA
Messenger RNA from Mesorhabditis belari, 636 nucleotides. NCBI's taxonomy places the organism in Eukaryota, Metazoa, Nematoda, Chromadorea, Rhabditida, Rhabditidae. The record is from the annotation of a GenBank genome assembly.